AUGAAAGAAUACGGGUAUCACCAAAGUAAUGUUGAUCAUACUCUGUUCCUCAAGAGAAGAAACGGCCUUGUAACUUGCUUGAUCAUAUAUGUAGACGACAUGAUUAUUACCGGAAAUGAUGUAGAAGAAAUAACACAGUUGAAAGAGAAUAUGUUUUCAAAAUUCAAAAUGAAAGAUCUAGGAAAUCUCAAGUAUUUCCUCAGGAUUGAAGUUCUCAGGUCUAAACAGGGGAUCUUCAUUUGCCAAAGAAAGUAUGUCCUUGAUCUUUUGGCGGAAACCGGGUUGAUUGAUUGUAAACCCGCAGAUACUCCAAUGGCGGUAAACCACAACCUUCACAUGGAACUUAAUGGGGAGCUUGCGGACAAAGAGAGGUAUCAACGACUCGUGAGCAAGCUAAUUUAUCUCUCUCACACUCGUCCUGAUAUAGCGUAUGUGGUUGGAGUAGUAAGUCAGUUCAUGCAUGUCACACCCUGA
Molecule: messenger RNA, 474 nt
Organism: Helianthus annuus (common sunflower)
Lineage: Eukaryota; Viridiplantae; Streptophyta; Magnoliopsida; Asterales; Asteraceae
Exons: 1
Coding region: 1-474 (157 amino acids)
Source: RefSeq, a predicted model, not a curated record